Caenorhabditis angaria is the source of this 1094-nucleotide messenger RNA. The record is from the annotation of a GenBank genome assembly. NCBI's taxonomy places the organism in Eukaryota, Metazoa, Nematoda, Chromadorea, Rhabditida, Rhabditidae.
AUGAACAAUUUGCUAAAAGUCUUGGUUUGCUUGAGUUUUUCAUCGGUUCUCUCUAAACCGGCAUCUUCUUCUCUUACUGAAACCGAAUUCACAAGUAUGACUUUCACACUCGCAAGAUUGAAUGCAGUUCUCACAGCUUAUAAACAAUAUAAAGGUGAGUAUAUUUUUUGAACUACUGGGCUCAUUGAAGAUUUUUCUGAGUUCCUUGAGGAUAUUUUUGAGAGCGUAAACAUCUAUGGUCUAGAAAACCAGCAAUCAAAGAGCUCCGACAAAGUAUACUGUAUAUUUGAUUUUCUUUUCUGCGGUUCUAAAAUUUCCGAAUAGACAACUUUUCAGAAUUCAUCCCAUCAUACAUUUACGAUCCAAUUGAUGCAUUGACCGAUGCUCAGAAAACAAGUAUUGUCAAUCUGGUGAAUGAUUAUCAUGCGGGUGGAUUUGCACCAAAGAAUUAUCAAGAAUUGGCUGCCGUUGUUAAGGCUGUGAGUUUUCAUGUUGGAAAAAUAAAAAAAUCGAUUUUCAUUUAAAAAAAAGGUUUUUUUUUUAGAACUAUUCGGAUUUAUAUGACACUAUGAACACAAUGUAUAAUACUUAUCAAGAACAUGUUGCAAAAUUGGGACCAAAGGGACAAGCUUAUGCUGCUGAUGUGAGUUGGAAUUGGAACUCAAAACGCAAUAGAUACUCUUGCCAAAUUUUCUAAUCGAAAAAAUAUUCCAGGUCGAAGCCAAAUUGUACGCCGACGCUGAUCCUGAUAGAAUUGUCUGGGCUUGUCAUCUUUUCAACAAUGCUCAAUCAGUUGUCUCGCAAGCAAAAGCACUUCUCAAUGAUCAAACCGAAGCUGAUGCGAUUGAAGAUGCCUUCCCAGAAGCUGUCUCGUUCUUGAAUAGCAAAGAAUUCUCUGCGUAUGCGAUUGUUGUUGAUCAAUUGAAACCUUUGGAUUGUGUUAAGGUAUGCUUUGCAGAUUCUUUAGGCCAUUUUUGGUUCCUGGUCUUCCCUGAUAUUUUGAAACCGAUUUUUUCCAGGAUCGCGAACAAAUUUUCAACACCAUCAAAUUGUUCGACAUGCAUAAUGUUUUGACAUCAAAGGAUUCCGCCUAA